Molecule: messenger RNA, 3098 nt
Organism: Ochlerotatus camptorhynchus
Lineage: Eukaryota; Metazoa; Arthropoda; Insecta; Diptera; Culicidae
Product: sodium-dependent nutrient amino acid transporter 1-like
Exons: 4
Coding region: 490-2370 (626 amino acids)
Biological process (GO): sodium ion transmembrane transport
Cellular component (GO): plasma membrane
Molecular function (GO): L-amino acid transmembrane transporter activity
Source: RefSeq, a predicted model, not a curated record
AUCUUAUUACCCGCCGAGAGUUCACUCAGAACGGUUGCUGUUUCCGAAAGAAGUGGCGACGUUCAUUUGAUCCCAACAGUAUUGUAGUAGGGUGAUAGUUAAAAUCGGAAGCCGGACGAACCAUUAAAUCAAUUAAUUUGGCGAAUUGUUUGUUAUAAGUUAUCUCGUGAGGCUUGCAAAGAAUGCCAAGGACUAGUCAUAACUGAGUAUUUUAUUUUAAGUGAUACAAAGAUUGCGGUGGAUAAAAGUAAAACGGGCAAUGAAACGGACAUGUGCAAUUCGAAGCAAUUUGUAGCCGAUUGCAAUCGACAGUGAAAAGCGACACGUGAAAGUAUUCUACCCUGUGUGCCACGUGCCAGUUAGUGCAAGCCACCCGCCAAUUUCCACGAGUGACUAGUGUAACGUGAAUAGCACAAUCAGUGAUAUUGUUUUGAUUUACCCUGGACUGACAACAAGAUCUAUUGUUGAUCUGAUCCUACAAAGUUAAUCAUGGCGGGAGUUGUGAAUCGAUCAUUUGUCGGCGAUGACGGUCAGGUACCGGGCAAGACGACCACCAACGGUUCAGCGGGACCUCCUGCUGCAGCGGCGUCAGACACCACCGUGGACACUACCAGUACCGGUUCCGGUGAAAGGGAAAAAUGGGACAACGGAGUGGAGUUCCUGCUGUCCUGCAUUGCCAUGUCGGUCGGUCUGGGCAACGUGUGGAAGUUCCCGUCGACGGCAUUCCGCAACGGGGGUGGAGCUUUCGUCAUUCCCUACAUGAUCGUGCUGCUGAUCGUGGGAAGGCCGGUCUACUAUCUGGAAAUGGUGAUGGGACAGUUCUCCAGCCGAGGCAGCGUCAAGGUGUACGAUGUGUCGCCGGUUAUGAGAGGAAUCGGCGUCGGCCAGAUGAUUGCCAUGUCCAUCGUGAUCUCAUACUACGCGGCCACCAUCGCCGUGGCGAUUCGCUACUUCGUGGCAUCCUUUUCCGGUGAUCUCCCGUGGGCUACCUGUGAUCCCGCGUGGACCGACGUGAAUUGUAUCAAUUCGAGUGAUAUUACGGCCAAAUCCAGCAUCAUCAACUCGACGCUCCCGGUGAAGACAUCGGCCGAGCUGUACUACACCCGUUCGGUGACGGGCGAGGACUAUUUGGUGGGCGACGAAAUUGGACUUCCGGAAUGGAAGCUGGGCUUGUGCUUGCUGUUCAUUUGGGUCUGUAUGACGUUCAUGCUGAUCAAGGGAAUCAAGGGAUCCGGAAAGGUGUCCUACUUCCUGGCACUGUUCCCGUACAGUGUGAUGCUGUUCUUCGCGAUUUAUGCCUUCACCUUGGACGGAGCAAUGGACGGGCUGUUGUACUUCAUCAAACCCGAUUGGGAGCAGCUGUUGAAUCCGACGGUGUGGAAGGAAGCCGUGUCGCAGUGCUUCUUUUCCCUGUCGAUCUGUUUCGGAGGUGUGAUCGCUUAUUCCUCGUUCAACAACUUUUCCAACAACAUCUAUCGUGAUGCGAUGAUCAUCUCCUGGUUGGACACCUUCACGUCCCUUCUUUCCGGAGCGAUCGUGUUCGCAAUCAUUGGCCAUUUGGGAUUCAUCACCAACGAGACGGACUACACCAAGGUGGUAUACCCGGGAAGUGGUCUGACAUUCAUCACCUAUCCGGAUGCGAUCGCAAAGUUUGAACAUGUGCCGAAUCUGUUUGCGAUGCUGUUCUUCUUUAUGCUGUUUGUGCUGGGCAUUGGAAGCAAUACCGGAAUCAUCACCAGCGUGGUGACGGCCAUCCGGGACGAGUUUCCGCAGCUGCAGAACUGGAAGGUGGUGCUGGCCAUCAGUGUGCUCGGGUUUUCGACCGGGUUCCUGUUUAUUACGCCGGCCAGCUCCCGCUUGAUUGACUACGUGGACUACUACGGAGUGACGUACGUCACGCUCACCCUGGCCGUUGCCGAGCUGUUCUGCUUCUGCUGGAUGUACGGCGUCGAUCGGAUAUGUCGGGACAUUGAGUUCAUGCUGUCGAUCCGCACAAGCUUCCUGUGGCGCACCUGCUGGAAGUACAUCACCCCCACGGUGAUCCUAUUGAUCCUUAUCGUCACCUUCAUCAGCGGUGGCAAACCGAAAGGCUUCUCUGAUGGCUAUCACGUUCUAGGAUGGUGCAUCUACGCCUUGGCGGUGCUUCCCCUUCCGCUCUGGGGCAUCUGGGUCGUUGCCCAGCAACCGAAGGGCAGCAUAUGGAAGAAGAUCGUUUCCGCCAGUCAACCCAUAGCCGAGUGGGGUCCGGAAAAUCUCGCACUGAAAAAGAAAUACGACGACUACAUUGACGAUAUUCAGCAUGCGGGAUCGCGGAACGUCGUCCAGCGGUUUUUCACCGGACAGGAAAAAACCUACUCGGUGAACGUCUAGAGAUCCCAAACUACCGUAAUAACCAGUUAAAUAGCAAAACCGUGUGCCGUUUAUUUAAGGCAAGUGGAAUGUCUGACGAUUUCAUUGUGCUUUAUCAUUGUAUGAAUGUGUAGGUAUUUAAUAGUCAAGAGACGGUGGAUGAGUGCUCGUAGUAGUGCAGUAGCCGGCAAGCAGACGAUCGUCAUCGAGUCAGUAUUAGUAGUUUUAAUGAUUGACCUGAGCUUUAACAAAAAUGCUAAUCGUUGGUUCGACGGCACAUGCGGAAGGUUCAUCGUCUACUGUGCGGUGAAGUCUUUCCGAUCAUUAGCGUGUAACAUUCGUUAGGGUCAUGCAAAGCGCGAAUGACUAGUGUAAUUCCACCCCCGCCGCGCGCAAGUGUGGCUAUCACAGAGGCCACAGAACAGUGGCAGUCAUGAUCAUAAUCAUCAUCAUCAUCAUUAUCAUCGGCGCAGUAAUACAUUUUCACAGCUAGCGUUAAGAUUGUUGCAAUAGUCAUCGCCAUCGAAUUCGAUCAUCAUGGGCUUCUGACACGAGGCUUGUGUAGAACAGCGUCUAUAACUGAUACGGUUUAGUUACAGGAAGCAAUAUUGUAAGCACAAAUUAGAAUGCAAGCUAGACUAUUUUCCUCGACAGCGUGCUAGGUAUUUUAGAUUGAUGUAAGUGUUUUUGAUAAGAAUCAGUGAGGUAGGAUUAUUUUAAUUUUUUUAUUUAAUAAACAUGACGUAAAA